Molecule: messenger RNA, 1432 nt
Organism: Hippocampus zosterae (dwarf seahorse)
Lineage: Eukaryota; Metazoa; Chordata; Actinopteri; Syngnathiformes; Syngnathidae
Exons: 4
Coding region: 137-1378 (413 amino acids)
Source: RefSeq, a predicted model, not a curated record
CACGUGUUCAGUAGCUAGGCAACAGUGGUCGACGCCAAGAAGUCGAAAACGUUUCGAAGAAGAUAAAAACAGCAACCUCAAGACAAACUCGGGCCUUGUAGUUGAAGGUAAAAUAAGGUAACCAAACACUACCGAGAUGUCCCGCUCGACAUCCAAGGCCCAAGCUGACAAGGGUAAGGCACCUGCUCGAGUGUCCCCACCGCCCGCCCAAGAACCGGAAGAGGAAGACAUUAUCCCUGGCUGUCUGACUCAGAGCCAAUGGAUGGACAUGUUGGUCCAAGAAGAGGCGGAGGAUGUAGUUGGGGAAAUAAUGGCUGAUCUGAUGACCAAUGUCAUGGAAGGAUGUUAUAGGGUCCACAUUGAAAGACAGCUAUCAUGUUUCACUGCAUUCUGGGCCAAGGAUUACUUCAUACAGACGGUGGAGCAGAAACUCAUGUGCCAAGAUAGAUGGGAAGAUGCAAUGGAACUGUCCGCAACAGAAGACUCAGAACCAAACCCAAUCAAUCCAGAUGUCUGGGCAGAAGGAUGUUUUCCUGUUAUACAUGGAGCACCCCCUUCUGAGCCUGCGUCACUUCAGAUCACCCAGGAAGCCAAUACUUGCGAGGACCUUGAACCAGCACCUACUGAAGAAAAUCAGCUAAAUGUUCCCACACCACAAACCAGCAUCUUCCCUGAGCAGUCUGAAAGAAAAAUAAGUGCAAGCAGGGAUGUCCGUGACAAGAUUUGCCAAGAACCAAGUCCUUACCCAAAACAAAACGUUUCCACCAGGAAAAAACAAAAAGCUUCUUUACUGCCAAAGCUUGAGCAAAAUCCUGUCUCGCCACCCGUGCCAUGUGCUGCAGAAAAACUGAGAACCAAGGGUGAAAAUAAAGUCCCUUCAGGUUCUAAAUAUAUACCCACAUCAUCACAACAACCAAAGUGGAAUCAAAUUAUACCUAAGCUUGAUCAUUCUUCCUUGCCUCAACACUGGAUCACUCCUCAAUAUGAGAUUGACAAAUGCACAAAAUCUAGCAUAAAAAAAUCAAGUGGACAAGCCAAAAUGUCACCCGUGUCUAAUACUCAGCAGAGUGGCGUAAUGGAAACGCCUUGGAAUCCUGCCAACCAAGGUAAGUCAGAGAGGUUGUCUCCCAUUAAGGAUGAGAGGAUGAUCGCACGAGCUUUGAGGAUGGACACCAUGGAUUUGGCCAAAGGUGUUUCUGUCAUGGGUGCCCCGAGAACACAGAUGGUCCCACUCCCAUUCAAAUCACAAGCUCAGUGUCCCACGCUGAGGCCGAUAAACAGUCAGUGUGUAAAAUCAUCUUUCCCCAUGGAUCAGUUGACGACACAACAUCCACCUCAGGUUACCCACUUGUUGCCGUCUGACAAAUUUAACUUUUGAUUGAUUUAUUUAUGACUCAAAUAAUGAAUAAAUUCACCUUCUUCAACUUUUGUU